AUGAAGAAAACAGAGCUUCAAUUACUUGGGAUGAUCAGAAGAGUGGCAUUUCUGAUCUAUCACAAAUGUUCAUUUCAUCCAUUCAGGCACAAGUGCAAGUAUAUUAAAGACAACAACAGCAGCCACAAGCAGUUACAUCAUACAGCCAGUCUUUUCCAGUCUGUUGAGGAUUCAGUCUAUGUGUUUGCAGACCUACAGAAAGCUCUUGAUGCAGUAUCUGUUGAGUGCAGAAGCUCUGAGCCACCAGACAUGAUUGAAGAGGGUUUGCUUGAAUCCAAGUCUGACAAAAUGAAGCACAAGAGCUCUCCAUCACCAGCAGAAUCCAGCAGUAGUGAGGAUGAUCCAGCACCACUGCUAAUGUCUUCAGGCCUGUCCAGGCCCAGUACACCAGGGCCAAGAUUAGACCAUGAACUCUUCCUGCCCACAAAUACAGUGGAACCAACAGAAGAAGACAACACACUUACACAGAAGCUGGUGGCACAGCUGCAGAUCUAUCAUAAAUGCUCUACUGAGACUCAUGCUGCAUCAGAGCCACUCUCCAUACCAACAGUAUCUCUCUCACAGAUGGCAAGCUGGAAAUGUUCAGAUGUCUUAGAGCACACCAGCAUGUCUUCCUAUCCCAUACAGUGGGACACCAUCCUGCCAGUUCAUCAGCACCAAAGACUAUACAGUGGGAUGUCUGCAUCAGUAGAGCCUUUAGCCCAUGAGAAAGUGCCUCCACACCCUGUGACCAUUAAUCUGGAAGGUGAUACUAUUCCAAUGCCAGCAUCCCUGCAUGCCAUGAUUAACAUUGAUAGCACCAGUGAUCUGGUCUCAAGUCUCACAAGAGAUGAGCAGACCAAAAGAGUUCACCAGUUCCAGAGACCAGUUCACCAGAUCUCUUACCUUCCAUUUGGACAACUGGUUAGAUUCUCUGAGAUUGAGAUCUACAUUCUCUUCCUCUGGCUUUUCAGCCCCCAGCACCAGCACUACAUUAUUACAGAGCAGAAGUAUGCUCUCUGGACAGACAAGAUCUUUCUUCCAGCUCUUCACUAUAUUUACUUCACAUCCACACUUCUCCAUCUGCCAUUCAGUAUCACACAUGUCCAGCUCAGUUCCACUGCAGCUCAGGCAGAAGACUGCAAUCAGACUUUUCAUAAGCAGCUACAGGUACAGAAGUUCCACUUUUCACUACAGCCAGCAGAACUUCACCAUCUCUGGAAGCACAUGCAGAUAACUGUUCAAGAUCCAGAGCUUCAGCACUUUCAGAGACUCACACUUCUUCUAACCACUAAGAAUCUGAAGCUCUCAACCCAGCAUGCCACCUGGUCCAGCAUGUGUGAUGCCUUCUUUCACAUGUAA
Molecule: messenger RNA, 1341 nt
Organism: Coccidioides immitis RS
Lineage: Eukaryota; Fungi; Ascomycota; Eurotiomycetes; Onygenales; Onygenaceae
Exons: 6
Coding region: 1-1341 (446 amino acids)
Source: RefSeq, a predicted model, not a curated record